UCUUGGUGCUUGCCUGGUCUUCAGGGACAGUAACUCCUAAGGAUAGGACUCUUAGGCAAAUAUAUAACCACUCAUUUGACAUUAUUAGUACGGCUGCACUGUACAAACCUAUCUUACUAUAGACGGAAAUCGUCCGACAGGCGCAGAUAGCCCAGGGCGUCGACUGGCCAACAAGCAGAGCAUCCAUUCAUCCUUUCGUUGGCAGCUGAGGUGCGCCAGUCGAGCUAGCUAGCGUUAGCCAAGAGGGAGUGGGCAGCUGUGUCAGAGGGGUCUUCAAACAUGUCGGGUUACCAAGGAAAGAAGAACAUUCCACGAAUCACAAGUGACCGUCUCCUGAUCAAAGGAGCAAAGAUAGUGAAUGAUGAUCAGUCCUUCUUGGCUGAUAUCUACAUGGAGGAUGGAGUCAUCAAACAAAUAGGAGACAACCUCAUUGUUCCCGGGGGAGUUAAGGUCAUAGAGGCUCAUGGGAGAAUGGUGAUGCCCGGGGGCAUUGACGUGCACACCCGGUUCCAGAUGCCCAACCGAGGCAUGGUGGCAGCAGAUGACUUCUACCGGGGCACUAAGGCGGCCCUGGCUGGGGGGACCACUAUGAUCAUUGACCACGUGGUGCCGGAGCCUGGCGUCAGCCUGAUUUCAGCUUUCAAACAGUGGAGGGAGUGGGCGGAUGCCAAGUCCUGCUGCGACUAUUCUCUGCAUGUGGACAUCACCCAGUGGAACAAAGGCACUCGGGAAGAGAUGGAGGCCCUCGUGAAGGACCAUGGUGUCAACUCUUUCCUGGUCUAUUUGGCUUAUAAGGAUGUUUUCCAACUUUCUGACUCUGAGAUCUAUGAGGUGUUCAGUGUAGUCAGAGACCUUGGCGCCAUUGCACAGGUGCAUGCUGAGAAUGGAGACAUCAUUGCAGAGGAGCAGAGACGUAUUCUAGAGCUCGGGAUCUCUGGCCCUGAAGGACAUGCACUUAGCCGCCCAGAGGAGGUUGAGGCCGAGGCAGUCAAUCGGUCUGUCACCAUAGCCAAUCAGACCAACUGUCCCCUCUACAUCACCAAGGUGAUGAGCAAGAGUGCUGCUGAUGUCAUUGCCCUUGCCAGGAAAAAGGGUGCCGUGGUUUACGGAGAGCCCAUAUCUGCCAGCUUGGGCACAGAUGGUACCCAUUACUGGAGCAAGAACUGGGCAAAGGCAGCAGCCUAUGUCACUUCUCCACCCCUCAGCCUUGAUCCCACCACCCCCGACUACCUCAACUCUCUGCUGUCAUGUGGGGACUUGCAGGUGACUGGUAGCGCUCACUGCACUUUCCAGACGUCUCAGCGUGCAAUAGGCAAAGAUAACUUCACCCUCAUCCCAGAGGGCACUAACGGCACUGAGGAGAGGAUGUCCCUAAUCUGGGACAAAUGUGUGGUGACUGGCAAGAUGGAUGAGAACCAGUUUGUGGCGGUGACGAGCACGAACGCGGCCAAGAUCUUUAACCUGUUCCCUCGCAAGGGCCGUAUCGCCGUGGGUUCUGACGCCGACCUCGUGCUGUGGGACCCGGAUUCCACUAAGAUCAUCUCAGCCAAGAGCCACAACCUGACUGUGGAGUAUAACAUCUUUGAGGGCAUAGAGUUGCGUGGCGGUCCCGCGGUGGUGAUCAGCCAGGGCAAGGUUGUGUUGGAGGAGGGCAGCCUUCACCCCACGGAGGGCUGCGGCCGCUACAUCAGCCGCAAACCCUUCUCUGACCACGUCUACAAGAGGAUCAAGGCUCGCAGCAGGCUCACAGAGUUGCAAGGAGUCCCCAGGGGCCAGUAUGAUGGGCCGGUGUGUGAGGUGACUUUGACCCCAAAGGCGAUGUCCACCGUCUCCUCUUUGAAGACCUCCCCUGCCAAGCAGCAGCAGCAGCAGCAGCAGAUCACUCAGCAGCCAGUGCGUAACCUUCACCAGUCUGGCUUCAGUCUGUCUGGGGCCCAAGUUGAUGACAACAUUCCUCGCCGCAGCACUCAACGCAUUGUGGCUCCACCUGGUGGAAAAGCCAACAUCACCAACCUCGGCUAGGCUCUUAACCUAAACUGAGCUGGGGGGGGGGGGCAGGGCGACACGGGACCAGAGGCCACUCUGCUGUCACAUCACAUCUGGUCACCUCUGACUCACCCUCACCCCACCCACAAGCACUCCAUCCAUUCUUAUUCACACAAUACCAUUAUGUCACUUUGUGCAACAACAAAAAAGAGGAAAGCACUAUUCCAUACUGUUUCAUCUUUCCUGUCAUAUUCCAUUGACAAGGAAGGAUAAUGUGAAUCGAAGAAGAUUCUUUUGGGCUUUUUUAAGCCCAGUUUGUUUGUGGUUGUGGAUGAAAUUAAUUUGUUUACAUUUUUGUAUCAUUUUUGCCGUACAUGUUUGAGCUGUUCGGUUUCCCUCUUGGCUCAGAAAGUUAACAGAAAAGAAGAGGUUAGUUUCAUGGGCAGGCAUUUUAGAAACUGCAGGUGUUUACAAUCUUUCUCAAUGCGCUGUUCGUUUAACAGAAGUUCUAAUGCGCUGGUGUUCUUGUUACUCGCCACCGUAAGGUGAAACGCCUCCAUUGUCCAUUUUGUAACACUGAGCUGUACGGUUGAUGUUUUAGUACUAAAAUGUUACAUUGUUGACAACAAAAAAAUCUAAAUACUAAUGAAAGACCAGAAUGAAGAACAUGGUUUCUGCAUCUCAACACCUAAUGCUAUCUGAAGUUUGUAGUAUUUAAUCUUUGUGAAGUUACUGUGUAAAACGGAACAACUCACCGUGGUCCUCCUUUAAGUUAUAGUCGUACUCUCUUCAUUUAAAAAUAUAAUCGGGGUAUCUUUUUUUUGUAUCGCAUUAACUCAUUUGGGAAAGCGCUGACUGCACUGAAAGGAAAUAGAGGGUAUUUUAAGGUUGAGCUGCUCAUUCAACUCCUCCCUGAAUAUGUGGGGGGGGGGAGGGAGAAAUGGCUGGCACAUAACAUUUUGUCUGAGUCACGUGAAUCUUUUCCCUCAUCUCAGCUUUUUGUUUCUUCUCUCCAUGUUUAUUAAAAGAUUGUGAGGGCGACAAGCUUCCAAUGAUCCGACCGGUGUAUAUUGUUCAGGAAUCGGACCGACGCGACGACGACGAAGAAGCUUUGCUGACGACCGCUCUGCACCUGGUGCUUUAUGACCGUUGCUGUAUAUGUGCAGGUGAUGUCCACACCCACUCGGCACUCUUCAUUUACCCAGUUUUGACAACAUUUGUUUUGCACUCGUAACAAUCCAAAUGAUAAAUAUGUAUGUGAGCUUGCAACUUUUUAUCUGUAUUGGAUAUGUCUAUGUUUUAGGAUAUUUGUUGAAUCAAACUUACUUGCCUGCCUGUUCCGUAAGAUAUUGAUAGCACACUGUAUCUAUGAAGGCUCUCUUUAAAGAAGUAGACCCGUGAUCUUUGAGACCUGAUGAAAAAUGCUUCGGUAUGUAUAUGAAUCCCCCCACAGUGUGUUGAUGUGUCCUCUGUUCUCGGUGUUAAUGUCGUGAAUGACUUAUCGGAGAUCCAGUUUCUCAUUUCUCAGCCCCUCUACCUGCCCAACACCGUUGACUCCAGGUUCACUCGAGGUUGUAACUGUGUUCACGAACAGUCAGUUUCACGGCACUGUGCAGCCAUACUGUAAAACACUGGAUUCCUUCUUCCCCAUUGCCUUGUCAAGUGUAGGUUGUGUAUGCCGAGCUAUAAUGUGAAGUGAUUUACAUUUGGGGAAGUGUCUUGGUGAUGGUUAUUGAGUUGUGAUGUUGAGCACUGUUGAUGUCCCUCGCCCAGCAAGUGUGAUACUCUUGGUCAUGUAUGUUUUGUAGGAUACCAGAGUUUUGGGGUGGGGGAGGGGAGGGG
Pseudoliparis swirei is the source of this 3828-nucleotide messenger RNA. It is a transcript of the gene dpysl2a, whose product is annotated as dihydropyrimidinase like 2a. NCBI's taxonomy places the organism in Eukaryota, Metazoa, Chordata, Actinopteri, Perciformes, Liparidae. The transcript is spliced from 14 exons. The record is from RefSeq and is a predicted model, not a curated record. Bases 280 to 2022 code for a protein of 580 amino acids. Gene Ontology annotation, cellular component: cytosol; cytoplasm. Gene Ontology annotation, molecular function: hydrolase activity, acting on carbon-nitrogen (but not peptide) bonds, in cyclic amides.